Budorcas taxicolor (takin) is the source of this 3380-nucleotide messenger RNA. It is a transcript of the gene MAP4, whose product is annotated as microtubule associated protein 4. The record is from RefSeq and is a predicted model, not a curated record. The coding region runs from base 153 to 3380 and encodes 1075 amino acids. Gene Ontology annotation, molecular function: microtubule binding. The transcript is spliced from 17 exons. Gene Ontology annotation, biological process: neuron projection development; microtubule cytoskeleton organization. Gene Ontology annotation, cellular component: neuron projection. Lineage: Eukaryota; Metazoa; Chordata; Mammalia; Artiodactyla; Bovidae.
AGGGCGACGAGGAAGCGGCCGCCUCCCUGCGUCCCGCCCCUCGGGCUCGCUUGCUGGCUCCUGGCUCCUCCCGGCCCUCUCCCGGCUCCCUCCGGCUCCGGCUCCGGCGCGGCGGCGGCGGCGGCGGCGGCGGGCAGUUGCAGUGGUGCAGAAUGGCUGACCUCAGUCUUGCAGAUGCAUUAACAGAGCCAUCUCCAGAAAUUGAGGAAGAGAUAAAACGGGACUUUAUUGCCACGCUGGAGGCAGAGGCCUUUGAUGAUGUUGUGGGAGAAACUGUUGGAAAAACAGACUAUAUUCCGCUCCUGGAUGUUGAUGAAAAAACCGGGAGUUCGGAGUCAAAGAAGAAACCAUGCUCAGACACUCGCCAGGUUGAAGGUACUCCAUCUUCUCAAGCCACAGUGCUCGCCAACGGUGACCACGGAAUAGAACGGAAUGAUGUCACUGGGUUUCCAACUGAAUUCCUUGAAGAGAAGAUGGCCUACCAGGGAUAUCAGAACAGCCAGAACUGGCCAGAAAAUACAAACUUUUGCUUUGAACCCGAGCAAAUGGUAAAUCCUAUCCAGACUGAUCCCUUUAAGAUGCACCAUGAUGAUGGCCUAGAAGAUUUGCUCUUUCCCCCCAGUGGAACAACCAAUACUUCAGCAUUUGUAGAACAAAAUGAUCCCCUGAAAGACAGUUAUGGUAUGUUACCCUGCGACACAUUUGCUCCUGCAGCUGUUGUUCCUCAGGGGUGGUCUGCGGAAGCCCCAAACCCUGCACACUUGGAAUCCUUCAUUUCCCCCGAGGCCGUUCCACAGCCUCUGCAGCCAACAGCAGAGCCAGCUGAGAAAGGAGAAAUGGCAUCAGGAGAAGAGAGAGCACCAGCAGAAUCAUUGGAGAUGAUGGUGAAUCUGCAGGCUGCUGACAUGGUGCCAUCUCGAGAAGCAGAGAUGGUCCCAGCUAAAGAUGUGGUGCCAGCCACAGAGACAGAGGUGGCAUUGGCUAAAGACGUGGAAUCACCUACCAAACCAGAUGAGGCACUGGUCAAGGACGUGGAAUCAUCCAUCGAAUCAGAUAUGGCCUUAGUCAAGGAUGUGGUACUACCCGUACAAACAGAGGAAACCGCAGUUAAGGAUGUCGUAUUGCCCACAGAAACAGACGUGUCUUUGGACAAGCACCUGGCACUGUCCACAGAAACAGAGGUAUCCGCAGCCCAGGACAUACUGCUGUUCAAAGAAACAGAGAGCACACCACCUGUUACCACGGAUUUGGCCUCAGCUGAGGGCACAGUCCCACCUACAGACCAAGAGAUGGCCCCAGUCAAGGGUGCAGCAUCACUCUCAGAGAUAGACGCGCCCCUGGAUGAGGACAUUGUGUCAUCCACAGAAAUACGCUCAGCCAAAGAGAGAGCCCUGUCCUCAGAAACAGAGGUGGCCCUGAUCAGGGAAAUGGGACUGCCCCUAGAAACAGAGGCCAUUCUAGACAAGGACAUGGCUGCACCUCCAGAAACAGAAGUGAUCGUGCCAGUCAGAGACAUGGCUCCACCCCCGGGAAUAGAGAAGACCCUGGCCAAGGACGUGGCUCCACGUCAAGAAAUAGAGGUGACCCUGGGCAAGGAUACCGUUUCACUUCCAGAAACAGAGAUGGCCCUGGGCAGGAAUGUGGCUCUGCCCCCAGAAACAGAGGUAACCCUGGCAAAGGAUGUUGCUCAGCCCCCUGAAACGGAGGUGAACCUGGCCAACAAUGCAGCUCUGGCCAAAUUCUCAGAAGCAGAGGUGGUACCAGUUCCUGUUAAGGACAUGGAAACUGCACGGACCCAGGAAGCAACAAGUGAGGAUUCCCAGUUAAAAUCUCUCCAGGAUGAGGGACAGUCAGCUGUACCUCCUCUUAUGACUUCACCAGAAGCAGUCGUGGCCAUGGGCCAAAAGCACAGCUUGCCAACAGAUGAGGAUUCUGUGUUAGAAGAACUAGAGCAAAAGAAACCAUCUAGUCAAACUUCUGAGCUUCCUUCAGAGACUUCAGGAAUAGCCAAGCCAGAAGAAGGACAACCUACCGGAAGCGUGUCUGGAAAUGACAUCACCGCCCCUCCAAACAAGGAGCUCCCACCAAGCCCAGAGAAGAAAACAAAGCCUUUGGCCACCACUCAACCUGCAAAGACUUCAACAUCGAAAGCCAAAACACAGCCCACUUCUCUCCCUAAGCAGACAGCUCCCACCACCUUUGGUGGGUCGAAUAAAAAACCCAUGAGCCUUGCUUCAGGCUCAGUACCAGCUGCCCCACCCAAACGCCCUGCUGCUGCCACUGCCAGGCCUUCCACCUUACCUUCAAAAGACACGAAGCCCAAGCCUGUUGCAGAGGCAAAGAUUCCUGAGAAGCGGGUCUCUCCAUCCAAGCCGGCCUCUGCCCCAGCUGUCAAACCUGGCUCCAAGAGCACCCAGGCUGUUCCCAAAGCCCCAGCAACUGCGGCUCUUGCUUCACCUGGGUCAACCAGUAGGAACCUGUCCACACCCUUGCCCAAGAGGCCCACUGCAAUCAAGACUGAGGGGAAACCUGCAGAGAUCAAGAAGAUGGCUACAAAGUCUGCACCAGCUGACUUGAGUCGCCCAAAGAGCACCACCACAAGUUCUGUGAAGAAGAGCACCGCUGUCCCUGGGACAGCACCCCCAGCAGGGGCUCCCAGCAGAGCCAAGCCCACAGCCACGCCUCCCCGGCCCUCCGGGACUCCUCCCGCGGACAAGAAGCCCACAGCAGCCAAGCCCAGCUCCUCUGCCCCGAGGCUGGGCCGCGUGGCUCCCAAUGCUUCUGCCCCUGAUCUGAAAAAUGUCCGCUCCAAGGUCGGCUCCACCGAAAACAUCAAGCACCAGCCUGGAGGAGGCCGGGCCAAAGUAGAGAAAAAAACAGAGGCAGCUGCUCCAGCUCGAAAGCCUGAACCUAACGCAGUCACUAAAGCAGCCGGCCCAAUUGGCAAUGCACAGAAACCGCCUACGGGGAAAGUUCAGAUUCAGAACAAGAAGGUAGACAUCUCUAAGGUCUCCUCCAAGUGUGGGUCGAAGGCUAACAUCAAGCACAAGCCUGGUGGAGGAGAUGUCAAGAUCGAAAGUCAGAAGCUGAACUUCAAAGAAAAGGCCCAGGCAAAGGUGGGAUCCCUCGAUAAUGUGGGCCACCUGCCUGCAGGAGGUGCCGUGAAGACUGAGGGCGGUGGCAGCGAGGCCCCUCCGUGUCCAGGCCCCCCUGCUGGGGAGGAGCUGGCCAUCCCUGAGGCAGCGCCUGAAGCUGGCGCCCCCACUUCAGCCAGUGGCCUCAGUGGCCACACCACCCUGGCAGGGGGUGGUGACCAAAGGGAGGCCCAGACCUUGGACAGCCAGAUCCAGGAGACAAGUAAGUGGCUGGGCUUGGCCUGA